Exophiala oligosperma is the source of this 2584-nucleotide messenger RNA. RefSeq lists its product as uncharacterized. The coding region runs from base 104 to 2458 and encodes 784 amino acids. Lineage: Eukaryota; Fungi; Ascomycota; Eurotiomycetes; Chaetothyriales; Herpotrichiellaceae. The transcript has a single exon. The record is from RefSeq and is a predicted model, not a curated record.
CGCAGUACGGAGUAAUGUACCUCGAUGACCCUGGGAGUGUGACAACCCUGGCCACCGUUUCGGCCUGGGGCCGAGAUGCUCCCAUGCAGAAACCCGCGCCAACAUGGCUGGCCUUGUCGCCUUUUUGCGUGGUUUUAUCUGCUCUGACUUCCUCAGCAGAAUGGUGGUGAGGCGAGGUGAGCUUUCUUGCUGUCCAGGUUUCUCACGCGUGCUUUUCUCUCUCUUAUUUUGGCCCCCAGGACUUGUGUACUGCGUCAAAAAGAGACAUGCACUAGAGCGCGCCCGCACUGUUCCGCCACAAAAACACAUGGCGGCGCGCGACCGCAGAGGCUUCAAAGUAGUCCCAACGGUGGACGGGGACGUGUCGACAAGUCAAAUAUAUGACAGUGAGCGCGAUGUUCCUCUUCGUGCACUUGCGCCCAUUGGGAGAAAGCCAGUGGCCGCCUCACACCAAAGCCCAGCGUCCAUCGUCAACUCGACGACGAUCGAGCAACAAGAAACCAUGCUAUAUACACCUCCGACGACAGCAGACAAACCACCACCACCACUAUUCGUGAGUAGUGGUCUCGGCCGACCAGCUCGCAAGCCCAUAGUCAACUGGGUCGAUGCCGCCGCGACCCUACUCAGCGUACUAUGUCUCAUCGCCUCCGUUGUCGUGAUCAGUCCGUCGUUUGCCUACGCGGCCGAACUGGCCUACACUCGACAAAUCAUCGCCGUCGGGUUUUUACUGGGUGUCAUGAGCCAAUGCAUGCUUCGCACGGUCCCCUUUGCGUUUCUCCUGAUCGAGGCCCAGUAUGGCCGUUCGACCCUGCAGAACCUCGACGGCCUGCUUCGUUGGACCCCUCUCGCCAACAACCUCGGCGCGAUAUGGAGGACGUGCAUCGUCAUUUUGUUGCUGCUGCCCUUGGGCCUCAGUGUGGGAUACAAGCGAUACACGGGCGGAAUAGGCGACACUCACGCGACGAUGAAAACCGUCGGUCUCGGACCCACCGCCCCCCCGGGGACACAAGGCAUCGGGUUCACGAGCACAAUGACCAAUGCGACGUUGCCGUUCGUCGGUGCGACCAUCGACAACGAGACGGUGCCGAGCUUCGGUGCCGCCCGGGGCGGCGGCGGCGGCGGCGGCCAGGUGUACGGGUACAACCUCGUCCUCUUUUCGACGACCGACGCCGCCGCCCUCGACGCCCCUUUGCCCGAAAACGUCUCGUCCAUCCAACACUCGCUCGGCCCAGGCGAAGCGGCGACCAUCUCGGCCGACGUGCGCGGCACCGCGUCCCACUACCACACGCUCGGCGACUCGGACCGGAGCAACGCCAGCUGGGCCGACGCGUGGACCUACGGCGCCUGGAAGACCAUCACGCUCUACAACGGCUACAAGUUUGGCUUCUUGGCCGUCAGCACCGCCUCGGGCGACGGCCCGGGGUGGUACAACUCGUCCUGGGUGUACAUGGGGGCGUACCCGACGGACAACGACGACGACGACGACAGGGUCACGUUCCAGCGCACCGCCUCACUGUGCACCGUGUCCCGGAAGUCGUGCCACGCGACCUGGACCGUCACGUCGUCGUCGAUUCUUCUCGCCUCCGCCACCUGCGACUCCGACUUGUGGUCGGGCUACCAGUACCUGACCAGUUCGCAGUUGGGGGUCGCCGACUCCAUGCCACCUCUGAUGGCGGAAUACCUCGCACCUUUCGCGACGACCCGCAACGCCUCGGACUGGCGGGUUCCUUCGUUCGCCCUCGCCGCCGCGUCCAUGUACCAGUCCCGCGUCGCGUCCAGCUCCGGUUCCGUCCCCGUCCAGCUGGCCGGGUCCCUGUACCAAGAUUGGCUGUUGAACGACACCACGUCCGGCACCUCUUUCGGUACCAUCAACGACACCGGGACCCCCCUGAACCUCUCGACCGGGGCCUACACCGAACGGUACAACGGUACCUUGACGCGGGUGCUGAACCGACCCGUCCUCCGGGCCGAUUGGUCUCUGUACGCCCUCCUCGCCAUCCAACCCUCCCUGACCGCCCUGGCCUUUGUGGCGGUGUGCGCUUUGCACGAAACUCCGAUCUCCAGGGGGUUUGGACUCAUUUCCGUCUUGGCGGGCGUCGAAAGGGGAGGGCUAGACGUACUCGCGGGGGCCACCUUUUCCGGAGAGACAAAAAGGUCGGUGACCAUGGAGAUUAGGGUCGUAGAAGAUGAUGAUGAUGAGGAGGAAGACGAAGACGAAGACGGAGACGGAGACGGAGAAGAACACAACAUUGGUCCGGCUUCACCGACGACCACAGCAAUGGCCACCAAAACAAAACCAAAAACAAAAGCCAAAGUCUGCUCGACGACCAACCCCACCACGAGGAGAAGAAAAUUGCAGUACCUCAUUGGCUGUGGUGGCACCACACGACGUCCGGGUUUGACGAGUACGACGAGGUCGCGUCAUCAACGUGUGGAUCGAAAGAUGAAAUACUACUGAUCUACAAUAUCCUGAUCCACCGAUCAACUGGUCAGGUACCUAGACGUCUCUAACUCGUAGCGACCCGGCCUGCGCGCACACACAACACUGCGCUGCGGCCUCAACACCUAGUUUUAGCCCUCCUUG